Molecule: messenger RNA, 360 nt
Organism: Bipolaris sorokiniana ND90Pr
Lineage: Eukaryota; Fungi; Ascomycota; Dothideomycetes; Pleosporales; Pleosporaceae
Exons: 1
Coding region: 1-360 (119 amino acids)
Source: RefSeq, a predicted model, not a curated record
AUGGCUCCUUAUACUGAUAUAUAUACCCGUACCUUAGUAAUCGCGCUAAAGUCACCUCCUAUUGGCAAGAAUACGUCACAAGUUGCUGUGCUAACUGGUGUUAAUCCUCGUACUGUCGAUCGUAUCUAUAGUAGAGCUAUUGCUGCAGGCUUUGAGCCAAACGAACUUCCUAUUAAGAUCCUUCCACACCACGUUCAGGAUGCUCCAAAGACUGGUAGACCUACUAAGCAGGCAGAGGAGGUGAAGGAGCAGAUAUUCCAACAAGUACGACACGAUAGAUAUGGACGAGAGAAGAGCUGUGCUGACCUUGCUGGUGGGCUCAGUCUCCAAGGAGUCGAGAUCUCUGCCUCUACCGUCUAG